Molecule: messenger RNA, 4444 nt
Organism: Nannospalax galili (Upper Galilee mountains blind mole rat)
Lineage: Eukaryota; Metazoa; Chordata; Mammalia; Rodentia; Spalacidae
Gene: Ldb3
Product: LIM domain binding 3
Exons: 15
Coding region: 100-2484 (794 amino acids)
Biological process (GO): muscle structure development; actin cytoskeleton organization; heart development
Cellular component (GO): Z disc; stress fiber; adherens junction
Molecular function (GO): actin binding; muscle alpha-actinin binding
Source: RefSeq, a predicted model, not a curated record
AUGGCAUUCACUCCCAGCUAUUCUUAGGAGCCUCCCAGGAGCUCCACGCAGCCUGGCCAGGCAAGGAACAGAGCAGAGGCAGCUGCAGUCAGCACCAGCAUGUCUUACAGUGUAACCCUGACGGGCCCUGGGCCCUGGGGCUUCCGACUACAGGGAGGCAAGGACUUCAACAUGCCCCUCACUAUCUCCCGGAUCACACCAGGCAGCAAGGCGGCCCAGUCCCAGCUCAGCCAAGGAGACCUUGUGGUGGCCAUCGAUGGUGUUAACACAGACACCAUGACCCACCUGGAGGCCCAGAACAAGAUCAAGUCUGCCAGCUACAACCUGAGCCUCACCUUGCAGAAGUCCAAGCGUCCUAUUGCCAUUUCCACAGCGGCACCAUCAAUCCAGUCCCCACUGCCGGUGAUCCCCCACCAGAAGGACCCUGCUCUGGACACGAACGGCAGCCUGGCGACUCCCAGCCCCAGCCCUGAGGCAAGGGCCAGCCCGGGCACCCUGGGCACCCUGGAGCUUGGGGGCACCUUUAGCUCCUCCUUCUCCCAGACCUCUGUCUGCUCCUCACACAUGGAGGCCUUGGAUCCUGGCCUUCCACAGGACAGCUCAGUGGCCAAGGCUAGCCCAGAGAAUGCACGGGGCCCACUCAGGCCCAAAGUUCUGCCAGGCCCAGGCCAGCCGAGGCAAUAUAACAACCCCAUUGGCCUGUACUCGGCAGAGACCCUGAGGGAGAUGGCUCAGAUGUAUCAGAUGAGCCUCCAAGGGAAGGCCUCAGGUGCUGGACUCCUAGGAGGCGCCGACUACCAGGAACGCUUCAACCCCAGUGUCCUGAAGGACUCAGCCCUGUCCACCCACAAGCCCAUUGAGGUGAAGGGGCUGGGAGGCAAGGCCACCAUCAUCCAUGCCCAGUACAACACACCCAUCAGCAUGUACUCCCAAGACGCCAUCAUGGAUGCCAUCGCCGGGCAGGCCCAGGCCCAGGGCAGUGACUUCAGUGGGAGCCUCCCUGUGAAAGACCUGGCUGUGGACAGUGCCUCUCCCGUGUACCAGGCUGUCAUCAAAAACCAAAGCAAGCCAGAAGAUGAGGCUGAUGAGUGGGCCCGCCGGUCCUCCAACCUGCAGUCUCGCUCCUUUCGCAUCCUGGCCCAGAUGACAGGGACAGAAUAUAUGCAAGACCCUGAUGAAGAGGCUCUGCGAAGGUCAAGCACCCCUAUUGAGCAUGCUCCAGUGUGCACCAGCCAGGCCACCACCCCGCUGCUGCCCGCUUCUGCCCAGCUGCCUGCUGCUACCUCUCCCAAUGCAGCCUCGCCAUCCCUGGCCACAGCCACUGCUGCCCAUGCUGCCAUCGCCUCUGCUGCAGCCCCUGCCUCAAGCCCUGCGGACAGUCCAAGGCCUCAGGCCUCUGCCCACGGCCCUGCAGCAGCCGCCUCUCCAGCAUCCACUGCCCAUACCAGCUACAGUGAGGGUCCAGUUGCCCCUGCACCCAAGCCCCGGGUUGUCACCACUGCCAGCAUCCGGCCUUCUGUCUACCAGCCAGUGCCUGUGUCUACCUACAGCCCAUCCCCAGGGCCCAAUUACAGUCCAAGUCCCUAUACUCCCUCACCUGCUCCUGCCUAUACUCCCUCUCCUGCACCCACCUACACCCCCUCCCCUGCUCCCACCUACUCCCCUUCCCCUGCACCAGCUUAUACUCCCUCACCGGCCCCAAACUAUAACCCUUCACCCUCCGGGACCUACAGCGGGGGCCCCUCAGAGUCUACCAGCCGUCCUCCCUGGGCAACUGAUGACAGCUUCUCUCAGAAGUUUGCUCCUGGCAAGAACACCACCUCCAUCAGCAAGCAAACCCUGCCCCGAGGGGCCCCAGCCUAUACCUCAACAGGUCCUCAGAUGACCCCUCUUGCCAGGGGCACUGUCCAAAGAGCUGAGCGCUUCCCAGCUAGUAGCCGGACUCCACUUUGCGGCCACUGCAACAAUGUCAUCAGGGGCCCUUUUCUGGUAGCUAUGGGCCGCUCCUGGCACCCAGAAGAGUUCAAUUGUGCCUACUGCAAGACCUCCCUAGCAGAUAUGUGCUUCGUGGAGGAGCAGAACAAUGUUUACUGCGAGCGGUGCUAUGAGCAGUUCUUUGCCCCACUCUGUGCCAAAUGCAACACCAAAAUCAUGGGGGAAGUGAUGCACGCCCUGCGACAGACAUGGCACACUACCUGCUUCGUCUGUGCAGCCUGCAAGAAACCUUUUGGAAACAGCCUCUUCCACAUGGAAGACGGAGAGCCAUACUGUGAGAAAGACUACAUCAAUCUGUUCAGCACAAAGUGUCACGGAUGUGAUUUCCCAGUGGAGGCUGGUGACAAGUUUAUCGAAGCCCUGGGGCACACCUGGCAUGACACCUGCUUCAUUUGUGCGGUCUGCCAUGUGAAUCUGGAGGGGCAGCCAUUUUACUCCAAAAAAGACAAACCACUGUGCAAGAAGCAUGCACAUGCCGUCAACGUGUAGUGGCCCAGAGUGUCUGAUUCAGCUGAGGCCCGGCUACUACUGACAAAGGAUUCAAGGAAGCUGAUGUUUCUUUGGGGCAAAGGGGAAGAGAGGAAACAAUUGAGCCCUUUUGAAGUAUAAUUUUAGUCUUUCCUAGUACACACAGAUUGUGUAUUUGCAUAGUUCAGACUAGAAGCCAAAAAGAAGAUUCUAAAUGAAGCUAGUAAUUAAUCCAAGACUGGAAUUGCACUUCAGACAUUUGGGAAAGGAUUCCAAGAACUCAAAAGUGAAAAAUGAAAUGCAGUGUUCCUGAAGUGAUACACCUCCCCUGCCAUCACCCUCACCAGUGUAGGUAGGGGCAGAGCUCUGGGCAGUUAUGGAGAAUCCAAAGCAUGCAGCAGAGUUCUGAAGCAGUCCUUGGCAAGCACAAAGAUGUGCCAAACAGAACUUGCUGCUGGGUAUUUUUAGAGCUGUAGCUGAGAGCUCCUUAGCUAAGACCCAUUGGGCUUUCCUCACCAAAAAAGGAAGUGUUAUUCCAUUAGCAUUGCAGAGCCACCUCUGCACAUCAGACUUCAGACUUUGAACAAGCCUGAAGCACAUAAUGGGAGCCCAGACGUCUGAAGGGAUGUCGGGGAGCCACUGGGCAAAUGGCGAGGCUCCAGGAAGGUCUUUGGCUAAUGCUGCUGACAGCUGAGAAAAGAUGGGCCCUCUCUGCAGCUCCCCCUCUUUCAGUUGAAACAUCCAAUGACCCUGGAAGGCUUCGUUCCUUUUCGAAUUGUGAUGAGAAAGUGGAAUUGGGUUUUUCCAGUAUUGCUUUGCAAUGUGUCAGAGGAAGUUUUCAAAAGUCUCUGGGUUGGGUUUAGCCUUUGUUUUGCAUUAAGAGGCUCCUGGGUAUGAGAGUUCUCUGCAUGUGUAUUUCAUCCCCUACCCACAACCUCUCAUUUACAACAUCUUCCUUAGCCCUACUCCGACUCCCACCCCUGAAGAGACUCGGUGGGAAAAAAAGGGAGACAGUGUCUGACACAGCAUGAGCAGACCAAGCUAGCAUGCCCAACCUGUGGGUGAGGAGAGGAACUUCCUUACUGCCAGCCUCAGGAGGAAUGCACAGACUGCAGGAUCUCCCCCUUCAGGGCUGUACCCUUCUCUUUACCUGUUCCUUUAAAUGCGUCACACCAGUUAGAUAGAUGUGCUGACUGCUGCAAAAUAAUAAUAAUAAUUAAUAAUAAUCGGUGCAUUUGCCAUUUGGGCCAAUAUUUUGAAAAUGUACCAGCUGCGUUGAUCUGGAGUACUUAUUGAAAUAGACUUGACCUUCAAACUCCUUUACAGUACAGGUGGUAGCUGGAGUUAGGUGAGCAUGGGGACACUAUUGAGUAGUAAAGGGAACAGCUUCCUUUCUGAGGGAGAAGAUGGUCUGGUCUCUUUCCUUUCUAGGAAGUACUGUUAGGAUGGUCAUUGAAAAUGGCACUCCUGAAGGGCAUGUGUGGAUGUUUCCCUGGAGCACAGGAUUUAGGCAUUCUUCCAACUCAUUGCUACUCCCUUCUUGCCCGUUUUGGAUUUUCUCUUUGCACGUUUGAUGUUUUAUAGGAAUGUAUUAGGACUCUUUUCUUUUGAGAACUAAGCCUUCCAGGGAACUGCCAAUCUCUGUGGUCUCUUCUCCCAGGAGGACCAGGAAGCAGUCAGCUUUAUCUUAGCAGGAAGUCUGGUUUUUUUGUUUGUUUUUUUACCCAAGUGUGAAGCCACCAGUCCCCUCUAGGCAGCCCAGGAAGGGGUAGAAUUGUGUUCCUACCAAUGGACCCUUCUUUACUUUUGAUGAAAAGUUCUAGGCAGAGUGAAUUCUGCUAGGACAGCCUGGAGAUUUGUCAGGAGAUGCAGACCAGUACCUUGUGCAGUCUAUUAUUUUUAGAAAGUUCACAUAUAGAAGAACAGGGAGCUUGCUGACUAAACAGAAAGGGUCUAAGCAGUUGAUUUAAAAAGAAAAAAA